UGCUUUUUCCUACAAUUCACCACAAUCGAUGUUCCUCUUUCACUUUUACGACGGCUUUAUAGUCCUGAUACGCCGCUGCUCAAACACACAGACGGGAGUCGGCAGCAGCAGCAGCACUUCUUUAUCUCUGAACUUUGACGUGCAGAAUUAUAUACCUGAGCAGAGCAAAUAAAUAACAGAAGAGAGUAGGCGUCGGCGAUAUCUUGCAAACGAGGGUUCACUGCUCCAUUUAGAAAGCUUUUUCACUCAGUAAUAUUGUUUUCCGCCGGAAGCACUAAUGGCUGCGAUUGCUGGCAGAGUGUGUGUCACUGUGGUUCUGCUCGUGUGUGUUCUUGGAGGCCAAGCACUGGACCUGCUGAUGGGGACUACAACAUCAGGGAAUUCUCCCUCCACUCCCACAGUGCGCUGCCGGUGUGCGAGCUACCCCAACGUGACUCUUUGCUCCUGGCCUGAACCCCCCCAUCACCCACCAACUCACUACGUUGCCACCUACAGUGAGAGACACAGACAGUCGGUCACCAAGCACUGCCAUCUCGUCCAACCCGGCUCUUCGUCCUCUGAUGUGAUUUCAGCAUCGUCAUCCUCAUCUGAUCGGCUCUGGCACUGCCACAUGCCCAGCCUGAAGCUGCUCACUGACUACAUCAUCAACGUCACCGCAGUGUAUUCUGGGAGCAGCAGCUUCCAUCUUUCAAGCUUCAUGUUGGAGGAUAUAGUGAAACCGGACCCCCCUGUAGACGUCACGGUUUCCCCUCGUGACUCCAAACGCUUGUUGGUGCAGUGGUCUCCUCCCCCUACCUGGUCUCACCUGGACAUCUUCCCUCUGAAAUACCAGAUCAAGUACCAGCGGGAAAGCAGGGGCAUCCCACGGUCGUACAAUCUGGGUCCGAUUGAGAGCAACUGGGUGGUGCUGAAGCUGAAACCUGGAGCCUACCUGUUCCAGGUGUGUGCCAAAGAGCUGCUCAAUCUGGGCGAGUGCAGCGACUGGAGCUCACCUGUAAAGAUCGCCAUACCAAGAACUAGAUAAUAGAGACUCCUUCUCACUUCCUGUUCUGUUAAACACUCUCCUUUCAAGCUAUGAGUGAAGUUAAGCUGACAAACUCUAGACAGGGUGCAUCCAAUGCAAAUUCAAAAGUUAUUUAUAUUUUGUUUUAUUUAUAAAUGAAUAAAUGGACAUACUUUCCA
This is a messenger RNA of Gymnodraco acuticeps, 1182 nucleotides long. It is a transcript of the gene ebi3, whose product is annotated as Epstein-Barr virus induced 3. The coding region runs from base 278 to 1024 and encodes 248 amino acids. Gene Ontology annotation, biological process: cytokine-mediated signaling pathway; immunoglobulin mediated immune response. The transcript has 6 exons. The record is from RefSeq and is a predicted model, not a curated record. Gene Ontology annotation, cellular component: membrane; external side of plasma membrane. Gene Ontology annotation, molecular function: protein binding; cytokine receptor activity. NCBI's taxonomy places the organism in Eukaryota, Metazoa, Chordata, Actinopteri, Perciformes, Bathydraconidae.